GUCCAGGACUAGAACUGCAGUCAACCAUGUGGGAGUCCAGAACCCUUAACCACCAUGCCACCUGCCAGCCCUAGAUGGACAGGCCUUUGAAGAAUUGCUGAAGAGUUCAAAUUUAUGGGAAGAAAUCCAUCAGGUGUGUCAGGCUGGAGGGUUAUAGGUAUAGUUCACAGUUAAUCUGGUGUGGCAUAGAGUGUUUGCGUAGUAGGGAAGUGACAAGGGAGGAAGCAGGCGAGCUCCUGGAAGGCGAGCUCCUCGAAGGUCCAGGAGAAGGGCGGGCCUCUAGGCAUUGGGAGUCGGGUACAUGCAGUCCUUCCUUGCCUGCCAGUUCACUGUGCCAGGCAAACCUGGUUGGGUCACCUGUGUUAGAGAACUUCUAGAAAGAUAGUUCAGUUUGGGACCGCAAACAUGAUGUGUAAUAGCUCUCUCCCAGGACUAAAUAGACCAUUCCAGAUCCCAUUGAGGUCUCCUGCGUUCCUGCUUGCGAGAGCCACUGUAAGGAUGAUGGGAGGGAAACCCAGGAGCGGAUCACAGGAGCAGGAGACGCACCAGCAGCAGCCGUGUCUAGCCUUCCGGCUCUGGAUCGUGGACACGCACACACGCGCCCAGCAUGAGUUUUAAGCCACCGGGUCCAGGGCUUGAACUGCAUUCGACCCACGUGGGAGUCCAGUGAUGCAGCCAUUAGGCCAUCUGCUGGUCCUGAGACCUGACCUCUCCUGAGCGGUGUAUGCUGGGCCACCUAGCCAGCGCCAUCGUGUUGGUGAUGUGGCCCACAAAACUGAGCAGGCUGUUUCCGCACUGAAGUCUCCUGUGACGCCACCUCACCUCCAGAAUCACGUAUUAGUCUGUUAUGUUCUGAACCCACACAUGUUUUCGGAAGGACCAGAUGGCUGACCACUGGCUAAUGGGAACCAAAAGACGAGAGUGAAAGUGACCCGGUUGUCACAAACCCCCAGCUUAGAGGUGCUCCACCCUGCCCCAAGAUCAAUUUCCUUUUUCUCUGGAGACUUCACCCUGCUGUAUCAAAAAACUUUGCUACAAGCUGCCUGUCUGAGGUGGGAGAUCAAUGCAGCCCGAGCUGUGGCCGGCGUCUGCAGACCGGGAGUCCACACUAGCCCUAAUCAGAGAGCCCUGGUGUGCGGGAACUGCCAGUUUGCCGACGUGAAAAGAGCCCCAGGCUGGGUACUGGUGAGCCCUGAAGCCGCAGCCCAGCUCUGCCACUCAGUGAGCAGCACGGGGCAGACUGAAGGGCUCUGCCCUUAAAGUGCAGUGCCACUGACUAGCUUGAGGGCUGGCGCCACCCGUGGGUUUCCUUCACAGGCGGACCUAUUCCCUUGGCUACAGCAACAUCCCUAACCCCGACAGCCAUGGAGAGGUUCUUACAAGGAACAUGAGUGAGUGUGGGAGUGGCUCACCACUCUGGGAAACAAACUCACGUCCUGCUGAUGGUUGGCCGAGGACUGUCGUGUCCAAUACAGAGAAAAGCAUGUGGCACAGUUUAGGACACAGGUAUGGCUUCGUGGAGUUCGACGACCUGCGGGAUGCGGAUGACGCCGUGUACGAGCUGAACGGCAAGGACCUCUGCGGAGAGCGAGUGAUCGUGGAACAUGCCCGGGGCCCACGGCGCGACGGCAGCUAUGGCUCGGGACGCAGUGGAUAUGGUUAUAGAAGAAGUGGCCGUGAUAAAUAUGGCCCUCCCACCCGCACAGAAUAUAGGCUGAUUGUGGAGAACUUGUCGAGUCGAUGCAGCUGGCAAGACUUAAAGGAUUACAUGCGCCAGGCCGGAGAAGUGACCUACGCAGAUGCUCACAAGGGCCGCAAAAACGAAGGGGUGAUUGAGUUUGUCUCUUACUCGGAUAUGAAAAGAGCUUUGGAGAAGCUGGAUGGGACAGAAGUCAACGGCCGCAAGAUCCGAUUGGUUGAAGACAAGCCGGGCUCCAGGCGGCGCCGGUCCUACUCUAGGAGCCGCAGUCACUCGAGCCGCAGCCGCAGCGGGAGCCGGAGCAGGAGCGAGCGCAGCCGGAAGCGAGGCAGCAAGCGCGACAGCAAGGCGGGCAGCGCCAAGAAGAAGAGGAAGGAGGAUGCCGACCAUUCGGCCUCCCGCUCCCGCUCGCCGUCCCGCUCCGCGUCCAAGGAGCGCGAUCACGCCAAGGCGGAGUCUGGCCAGAGGGAAGGCCGCGGAGAGGGGGAUGACGCUGGCGCCGCCCAGGAGGCCCGGUCCAGGUCAAGAUCCAGUUCCAAAUCGAAACCAAACCCGCCGUCAGAAUCACGCUCCAGAUCAAAAUCCGCUUCAAAGACCCGAUCCCGGUCCAAGUCGAGGUCCCGGUCGGCCUCCCGGUCGGCCUCCCGGUCUCGAUCCAGGUCCCACUCGAGGUCCUAACGGCCGGCCGCGGCUGGGACUGCUGGGAGCGCUUUUGUACAGGUUUGGUAGCGUAGCACAAGUGGUGGGAGUAGGACCCGCGUCCCCGCUGUACAUUCUAACUGCCCGGUGGUGUGUCUGUACUUGUCCAAUCUCAGUGCUUCCUCUCAGUAAAGCCUCCUGGCACCAGGCCUUCCUGCUCGACUGAAAACAAACCUCUUGGAAAACCUCCCCUUACUCACGGCCCAGGCCUGCGGUAGUGUCCCAGGCCUUGGCUGCCAGGCCUGGCCUGCCCUCCGGGAGCUCGGUGCCCGCGCAGCCCCAAGGCUGGAACGAUGGCUAGGUGGGUAUGUGAGCUCAGCCGUUUUUGCCCUUGAGUUGAUGCCCUUCGGUGUAUGCCAUUUAGUGAAAGUGCUAAGUCUUAAGUUUCCCACCACUUCGGUCUCACACUUUUGGACUUAACAGAGUUGUCGAAUAGCACCGUCGAGGAGAAUCGACCCUGCAGUGCCCAUAGGGAGUCAGCUGUAGAGUUCCACGUUCUGGUAUUGUGACUAUAUUGUUUUAUAUUAAAAAA
Messenger RNA from Tupaia belangeri chinensis (Chinese tree shrew), 2930 nucleotides. RefSeq names its product serine and arginine rich splicing factor 4 (gene SRSF4). Gene Ontology annotation, molecular function: mRNA binding. Gene Ontology annotation, cellular component: cytoplasm; nucleus. Lineage: Eukaryota; Metazoa; Chordata; Mammalia; Scandentia; Tupaiidae. The record is from RefSeq and is a predicted model, not a curated record.